Closterium sp. NIES-67 is the source of this 2752-nucleotide messenger RNA. The record is from the annotation of a GenBank genome assembly. NCBI's taxonomy places the organism in Eukaryota, Viridiplantae, Streptophyta, Zygnematophyceae, Desmidiales, Closteriaceae.
CCUCGUCUUUCGCGGGGGCGCGCCUCGUAUCCUCGUCAAAGCUCCACCCGCUAUUCUCACACUCGCCCGUCGGCAGAGGCGGGUGGCACAAGAGAGGGCGCGCAUAUAGCUGAGCCCAGGAUAUCGAGAGCAGAAGCACUAGCACCAGCGCCGCCGCUUUGAGCUUUGAGCUGGUACGACGAGUCGGGCUCUUGUAAGUCGGAGCAGAGCACGAACGACUUGGCUCUCACUCACUCCAGAGUCUAGGAGACCGCGCGGCGAGCCAGCCCGACUGCCGUCGAGCGCUCACCGUCGCCACCGUCAAACCCGUCGCCCCCGUCGCCCCCGUCGCCACCUUCUUUCUCGUUGUUCGAAUCGCGCGUUUCUGAGUCGAGACGAGUCGCCGCGCGGCGGCCUUCCCCUACUAACUUUUUAAUCUCCGGAUAAGGCUUAUCAUCACCAUCAUGGACCUCUCGUCGGCUCUUCUCCUGCUGCUCGACGGCAGCAUCCGCAUCCUCACCAACCUGCACCCCGAGCGGCAGUACGAGUCCGAGUGGGACCUCCGGGCCGCCUCACAGUCGUCGCUUCUGCAGACGCAGCGUUCAGAGCCGUUCGCGCAGUCGCACACACAGUCGCAAGCACAGUCGCCGCUCUCACUUGUUCCUAGAACCACAAGCUGCCCCGCCAGCAGCGCCAGCGGCAGCGGCAGCGGCACACGCACGCCGCUUCUGUUUCCGUUUACGCUUGCGGCGUUCGCCGGGGGGGACAUCAUCCGAAGGAAAGACCGCCAAUAUUAUCAUCAUCAUCAUCAUCCCUCGGAGCAACUCCAAGCUCGAUUUGAAGGCGACUCCCGUCGUCCGUCGAGUACUGCUACUACUAGUAGUACUACUACCCUUCCUGCGAUCUCCUUCCCUCCGCGUGGUGUCCUCUCCGCUUCCGCCCCGCACCUCCCCGCGGAUCUUUUCGCCGCCGCCGCCGCCGCGGCUUACGUCCUUCCGCCCCCGCUCCUGGUGCGUGACGUGCUCCGCGAUUUCCCCGGAUGCGCGGUGGGCAUGCUGGAUUCCUCGCGCGCGCACCUUCCGCCGUCCGCGCGCAUCCAGGCGGGGGGAGUCUACUUCCUGCUGCCCGCUGGGGACGAACGGCGGACCGGCAGGAGAGCAGGGGGAAACCGUCAAGACCGUCAAGAUCACCAAGACCGUCAAGAUCGAGCGGUGGGCGGCGAGCCGUCACCGUUACGAUCAGAAAUCGACGGUGUGCGCCGUCACGGUGGCUUUGCCGCAGGGACAGCUGCGGCGGCAGCGGCAGAUGCAGCAACGGACAUUGAGAGCACCAAUCAUGAUGGUAACGACGACGCCGACGCCGCCGCCGCCGACGACGAUGGCGACGAGGAUGAUUUUGGUGAUGACGGCGAAUCGGCAGACGCGGUGAUGCAGAUGUCGAUGGCGGAGGUGCCGCGGUGCAGGUCCGACCCUGUGCGGGGAGAAGGAGAAGGCCGGCGCGCUCUGCUGGCGCUCAUGGAACGAGCGCGGACAGCUGCGGCGACCGCAGGAGCCCCAGCGGGUAUGGUGGCGCACACAUCGAGGAGAGUUUCAGCUGCUGAUCAUGCUGGUGCUGCUGCUGGUGCCGCUGCUGGUGCUGCUGCUGGUGCCGCUGCUGGUGCUGCUGCUGGUGCUGCUGCUGGUGCUGCUGCUGGUGCUGCUGCUGGUGCAGCUGGUGCGUGCGCUGCCAUGGUCAAGUCUUCGUCGAUUCCUUGUCAACUUGGUAACAGCGACGGUUACUCUUUUAUGGCAGCCGUUCAGCAGCACCACCACCACAUGGCUCCAGGGUUGCAUGACCCAUGUGCAGCGAGAAAGCUAUCCCACUGCUGCUCCCUCCCUUCCUCCACCACAAGUGACAACAGCGCCACCACCACUACCAGCAGCAGCGGCACCAGCAGUGCCGCCAGCAGCAGCAGCAGUGGCGGCUACGGCUACGGCUACGGCUACGGCAGUGGCAAUGGCAGUGACGCCAGGAAUGAUGGUACCACAAUGGACGCCCCUUGCCGCGCCUUGACCGCUGGGAGCUGCUGCUGCUGUUCUCGUGGCACAUUUGCACCCAUGACACGGAACGGGGGCAGCGUAGAUACUGGGCUAAAUAACCUCGCGUCCGAAGAGGCUGCUGUGGGGGGCUAUAAGGGGAAUAGCAGGUUUGAGAACAGCAGAGGAAGCAGCGGCGGCGGUGGCGGCAGCAACAGCAGCUGCUGUAGACUGAGCAGGGAUGCGAGCAAUGUCAUCAUCUAUACUGCUGCGGCUCCUGCUGCUGCUGCUUAUGGUGCUGCCACUUCUGUUUUUGCUGCUGUUUCUGCUUUUGGUAGUGACUCUCAUAUGGUUUCCCUUCAUGGGUCACACAUAAGUGAACUGGCGAUUGGGUCUCUGUCUUCAAUGCAAGCCGUUUCAUCAUCUCUGUUGAGUCACGAUCAACAAUGGUGGCAGCAGCAGCAGCAGCAGACCAUGGGGCUUGCGAGGAACCAGAUGAGGUGGUGGCGCCAACACCACAUGCGAGAUGUGUCAGCUGCUGUGGCCAAGUGUGUUAACGUAGAAACGAAUGAUUACUAGAGGUGGAAACCUAGAACAAAUACUAGUUGGUUGUACUCACUAGAAGCAUACCUCAGUCUAGCCUAUAACUUCUACAUAGAUAAUAUAAACGAAUGAUUACUAGAGGUGGAAACCUAGAACAAAUACUAGUUGGUUGUACUCACUAGAAGCAUACCUCAGUCUAGCCUAUAACUUCUACA